AUGUCACAGUACUCGGGAAAAAUCGUCUUUUACGAGGGGCGAUGCUUCACGGGCAAGCGUCUGGAGGUAUACGGUGAGUGUGAUAACUUCCAGGACUGGGGCUUCAUGAACCGCGUGAACUCCAUCCGUGUGGAGAGCGGUGCCUGGAUCUGUUACGACCACCCAGACUUCCGAGGACAGCAGUACAUCCUGGAGAGAGGCGAGUACCCAGAAUUUCAGCGCUGGAAUGCCCACAACGACCACAUGGGCUCCUGCAGGACCGUUCGGAUGCAUGGUGAGCGCUACAGAAUUGAACUCUACGAAGGCAACAACUUCUCCGGCCACUGCACAGAGUUCUGUGAGGACUGCCCCUUUCUGCAAGGCCGCGGGUUCAGCAGCGACCGUGUCAAUUCCCUCCGGGUCUAUGGCGAUGGCGCAUGGGUACUGUAUGAGGAGCCCAACUACCGAGGCCGAAUGUACAUCGUGGAGAGGGGGAACUACUGUGAUUUUGGCGAGUGGCAUGCCCAGAACCCCCACAUCCAGUCCAUCCGACGAGUUGUCAACUACUUUUAA
Brienomyrus brachyistius is the source of this 552-nucleotide messenger RNA. It is a transcript of the gene crygn2, whose product is annotated as crystallin, gamma N2. The record is from RefSeq and is a predicted model, not a curated record. The coding region runs from base 1 to 552 and encodes 183 amino acids. The transcript is spliced from 4 exons. Lineage: Eukaryota; Metazoa; Chordata; Actinopteri; Osteoglossiformes; Mormyridae. Gene Ontology annotation, biological process: visual perception; lens development in camera-type eye. Gene Ontology annotation, molecular function: structural constituent of eye lens.